UCUCACAAUCGAGAAUACUUUUAAUGAAACAUUAUUGCAGUAUCGAUAAUUUAACAUUACCAGUGGAAGCUGCUAUUACCGAAGAACGAGAAAAACUAGGAUAUGUUAACAUACCUGAAAGAAUUUUAGAUAAUGUUUCAUUGGAAACAAUUAAAGUAUUAAAAAUGUUAUCCAAAGAAGCUUCAGUAAAACCUAGAAAUCAAAAUGGCAUUCCUAUUAAAUAUGACAAACCAAAAUCGAUUGAUAAUAAUUUAAUAAAACCAUAUGAAGAAUUUCUAGUUUAUAUCAGGGUAUAUGAGCCAUUUAAAAGCCAACCUCGUUCUCUUAAGUAUAGAACAAAUAUACCUACUCUUAAACUUAAGAGUGUUGUAUCAAUAUUAGGAAGCCAAACUUUUUAUGAAUUACGUCAAAAGAUAAUGUGUCAAUCUGACCUGUCAAUUACAAAAGAAAUUAGUGAAAAUCCAAAUCAAAGACCUGAAUCCAUGGCAAAAGAUGUUUACCCAUCAGGAUUCUUUUAUAUUGAAGACACAUUUUAUAAUGAUAUUAGCAUACCAACUAACGUUGAUUAUAGUAAUAUUAUAUUGGAUUGGGCAGCAGCUCAUAAUAUAGGUCCAUUUGAAAUUGCCACUAUGGAUGCUCCGAUAAAUUCUCUUUAUACAAAGUUUGGUUUUCCAUGGGUAUAUCAGCAUCAAGGUUGUUGUGAACACUUAAUUGUUUUAACUGAUGCCAGGUAA
Messenger RNA from Cyphomyrmex costatus, 734 nucleotides. RefSeq names its product proximal sequence element A Pbp49 (gene Pbp49). The transcript has 4 exons. The record is from RefSeq and is a predicted model, not a curated record. Lineage: Eukaryota; Metazoa; Arthropoda; Insecta; Hymenoptera; Formicidae. Gene Ontology annotation, biological process: snRNA transcription by RNA polymerase III; snRNA transcription by RNA polymerase II. The coding region runs from base 24 to 734 and encodes 236 amino acids. Gene Ontology annotation, cellular component: snRNA-activating protein complex. Gene Ontology annotation, molecular function: core promoter sequence-specific DNA binding; RNA polymerase III type 3 promoter sequence-specific DNA binding; RNA polymerase II cis-regulatory region sequence-specific DNA binding.